AUGCAACGGAAUAGAUGGCUAUUGGUGUUGUGGUACGGAGUAUCCGUACUUCUAUUUAUCGCUGGCUGCGUUACGCUUGCAAUGGGUAGCGUUAGAUUGGCUGCUGAAACUAGAGUUGAAGGUUUGCGAAUUUCGACUUUUCAUUAG
This is a messenger RNA of Anisakis simplex (herring worm), 147 nucleotides long. The record is from the annotation of a GenBank genome assembly. Lineage: Eukaryota; Metazoa; Nematoda; Chromadorea; Rhabditida; Anisakidae.